UGUACAGCUGUACUGUAGGUCACAUGGUUUGGUAAACCCCGGAAACAGAUAUAUAUAUUUAUAUAAAGAGAGAACAGGCUUUCAGCAGCCCUUUCUUCCUUUUUUUCCCCUUAUCUUUAUUUCUUUAACGAUCCCGUUUUAAGCGUCUAUCACCACCAGACUGACGUGUGAGGGUUAAAAAUUUCUGAACUAUAACCAACCACGCCCACAGUACACAUGGCCGAUCUGUUUACUUUUCAAAAAUGAGGGUCAGUCCAUCAGUCUGAGGUUCAGUCUGUCAGCGCCAAAGCUGAGCGCACGAAUCAUCGGUCAGCGGCGAAUUUAAUCACCUCAGCAGAUAAAAUGAUGCCCUGGGCUGACAUGAAGAAAGAGGAGAUCGAGAGGCAGUAUUCCCCCAGCAGGUGGUCCCACAGGAUGUCGGCCGACGACGUGAUCAAAGCCCACGUGAAGGCUUUAAAGGAAGGUACGGAGCGAGCCCGCAGUCUGGCUCAAACUUUACUCAAUGUGCCGUACGGGGAGGGAGAUGGAGAGAAACUAGACGUCUACAUACCCCAUACUAACUCUUUGGAUGUCCAUCUUGUUGUUUACAUACAUGGAGGCUACUGGCAGUUUCUCAGCAAAGAGGAGUCUGGGUUCAUGGCUGUUCCGCUCGUUGAUAAAGGUGUAGUGGUGGUUGCAGUCGGUUACGACAUUGCCCCCAAAGGUAACAUGGACCUGAUGGUAUCACAAGUUCGCAGGAGUAUUGUGUCUGUCAUUCAGCAGUAUUCUCACAUCAGUGGUCUCUACCUGUGCGGCCACUCUGCCGGCGCGCACCUGGCUGCUAUGGUCCUCUCAACUGACUGGUCACAGUACGGCAUCACUCCCCAGAUUAAAGGUGCUUUUCUUGUAAGUGGCAUAUAUGACCUCCUGCCCAUCUUGUCCACCUAUGUCAAUGAGCCUUUGAAGAUGACAGAGGAGGUGGCAGUGAGGAACAGUCCCAGUAAGCUGGUCCCUCAGCUCAAGCUCUCCUCCUCCAGCUGUCAGAUUGUUGUGGCUGUUGCUGAGAAUGACUCGCCAGAAUUUCGCAAGCAGUCCGAAGAAUAUUACAAAACUCUGGAGGCGUCAGGACUGAAUGUGACCAUGGAGGAUGUCGGGAAUACAGAUCACUUCAGUAUUAUUGAGCAGCUCGUUGAUGGAGAGUAUCACCUAACAAAGCUUCUCUUGAAGAUGAUGGGGAAGAGCUGAGGUUGUUUGAUCCAUCAUCUAAUAUCAACAUACCUCGGUAUCAACAAACACCUCUGAACAGAGCCAUCAAGCAGCAAAACUGAUUAAAAUAUGCAUUGUUUCAGAUUUGUACACUGAUAAAUGUACAAUUUCUGUCCGUUUUGAUUCAUUGUCAAUGAGGUGCUGUGGAUUGUUCUGAUGUCUAGUUUCAUUACUUGUAAUUACUUCUUUUUUUUUAAGGCCUAAGCUUUCUAUGUUUUAACCACCAUGUAAUGAAAAUGUGUGCCUAAAGCUUAGUCACUUAAAAAUGGCGAUGGUAGUACAUUAUAAUUUCAGAUUCAGUUGUAAACAGAUUACUUAACCAUUGUGCACAAUGUUUAUGUCAGGAAACACGGUCCUGUUGCAUACGAUACCUUGCAGAGUUGAUUCUUAGUUUUGGUAUGUUUCCAAUGUUUUGUAUAUGGGUGUGUGUGUCUGUCUGGUUUAUGCGCACCCCCGUAAAAAUUCACAAAGUCUAUAAGCAAGAAUAAGAGAUCAUGUCAAGAAUAUUGACAUAUACAAACUGAAUGUAGUUUUUUAUUAUAACUUCCACAAUGCUUAUAUCUGACACAGGGAACUUUAAUAUGUUGUUGCUGACAAGGAAAAUGUGUCUUUGCACUUUUUGUUUAAUGUUAAUAAAAUAUGAAUAUGAGUAUCCAGAUAUUAUUUUAAAUGGCAGUUACAGCUAAACUGAAACUGAUGCACAUCACUGCUUGCGCCGUUGUUCUAACAUCUGACAAAAUGUUUACGCUGUGUUCUGUUAAUCACUGUAGAUUACAAAGAGAACAAUCACAUUAAAUGUUUAUAUUU
Molecule: messenger RNA, 2052 nt
Organism: Archocentrus centrarchus (flier cichlid)
Lineage: Eukaryota; Metazoa; Chordata; Actinopteri; Cichliformes; Cichlidae
Gene: afmid
Product: arylformamidase
Exons: 11
Coding region: 343-1224 (293 amino acids)
Molecular function (GO): arylformamidase activity
Source: RefSeq, a predicted model, not a curated record